AUGAAUACUAAUUGUUUGGACUUAAUGGAUUUACUCGAUCUAAACCAAACAGAAUCGAAUACCAUUCUAUUAGAAAACUACUCACAACAUCAAAAGAUUCCAUCCCGCAACACCUCCAUGGCUCCCACAAACAAAACUAUAUCUACCAGAUUAUAUUCCUAAGUGAGUUCCAGAAAAUAAACUUAAGAAACUGGCUAUCGUAGUAUUGCCUACUCAUUCCAAAUUUCAAGGACUGAAUAAACCAAAUAAAAGCAAAGAUCCAUAUCCUUCACUCCUAAUUUGGAUUAAAUGCAAUAGUCCUUUGAAAAAAUGGAAUUAAAGAUGAAUAAGUUUCAAUUAUCCCAACCAGAUAGGAUUGAUCAAAAAUACAUGAUCACUGGCUUUCUAUCAAUGUUCUAAGAUUAUUAAAAUAUUAUAAAAGUCAUCAAAAUGUAGGCUUAGGAUUUGAAUGCCUCCUUGUAGUCCUACAAUAAUAACUAUUAUGAAUAGGCCUAUCGAGUAGAUUCAUACUUUUAGAAGAAUUCACAGUUGCUGACUACGAAUGUGUUUAAGUAUUAUAAAAUUAAGGAAAGUCUUUAUCGAUUCUUGAGAAUGGGCAUUCAGGAACCGUAUAAUCAAAGGGUCUAAAAGAAAAUAGAUUUAUUGGAAAAGCAAAAUCAUUUAUUUGAAUAUUUUAAAAUCUACCUAGAAUUAUUCAAAUUCAUUAAUCAAAAGGCUUUUGAUUGCUUUAAAAAAGACUUAAUCUUUAUACACAGUUUAUAAUAGUCAACUUCACAACUCAAUUUUGGUGACUCAUUUUUUAAAUAGAUUUAAGAAUUUAAACAUAAAAUUUUGAUAAUCUCAUCAACACAAGAAGCAUCAAUUCUGAAUAGGAUCUUUCUUAAUAAAAUAGAUGAAAUCUAAUAAUGGAUUCAAUUGAUCUUGAAGAUGGCAAACUUUAAAUAUGUUUAUUAUAUAAAAUAUUUACUAGUUUCAAAAUCAUAAUUAAAAAAAAUAAUUAAAAGCAAAAAGCUUUUUGAUCAGAUCACUCCAUUAUUAGAAGAGGCUGAGUAAUAUCAAGCCAACACUUCAACCUUAAACAUCCUUUAUAAAGAUGAAAUACAUAAAUUUGUAUCUGAGUUUAAUCAAAUUAAAACUUAAAUUAUAGAUUGGAAUGUUCGUCUAAAAGAAGAUCCAUUAUGUCAAUUGGUACUUGUACUGAUUAAAAUGAACUUAAAACUUGAGAGAGUAAAUAAAAAUCUUCAGAUCUUAAAUGCGCUAAGAGAAUCUGAUGAUUUUGAUUCGGAACAUCUAUCCUAAGAAGUAGACAUGGUACAAAAAUUGAACGACUAAUUAUUAAUUAAUAGCCAUAUUAUCAAUUAAAUUAAAUAACAUCCUGAUAUCAAAUAUGAUGAGUACAUUUAAUAUUAACUAUUUUUAGAAUUUAUAAUAUGAAUUUGAUGUUUAAUGAGUAUGUUAUUCUAUAAAGAUUAUUUGAUUUUAUGUAAUAUCUUU
Paramecium tetraurelia is the source of this 1494-nucleotide messenger RNA. RefSeq lists its product as uncharacterized. The record is from RefSeq and is a predicted model, not a curated record. Lineage: Eukaryota; Ciliophora; Oligohymenophorea; Peniculida; Parameciidae. The transcript has 4 exons.